This is a messenger RNA of Corylus avellana, 1346 nucleotides long. RefSeq names its product E3 ubiquitin-protein ligase BOI. Gene Ontology annotation, molecular function: ubiquitin-protein transferase activity. NCBI's taxonomy places the organism in Eukaryota, Viridiplantae, Streptophyta, Magnoliopsida, Fagales, Betulaceae. The record is from RefSeq and is a predicted model, not a curated record.
GAAAAGAAAGCUGAUGAAGGCGAUGAUGAAGAUCACUCUCACAACCACGACACCAACGCCAACGCCAACACCAACACCAAUACCAACAAUUCCCCGUACAAAUGGAAUCAUCGGUUUUCUUCUUAACCUUAACCACUCUUCCCCUACUUUUCCACGAACCACUGUCCCUCCCAACCAUCCCAAUAAUUAUGCUUCUCUUCUAGCGAAAUUCUCUGUCUCUCUCUCACCCUCACGUUUUAAUCCGACUCCGCCACGACCCACACGACGAUUUGAGGAAUAUGUUUGGAGGUGAUAGUAGCAAUCCUGUGUUUCCCACUUUCCUUGACGAAAGUCAGUUUCAAUAUGUCACCGGGGGAGUGCCCCAGCUGCAGCUAUUUGGAGAUUGUGACAUUGCAUCUGUCAGUCACUGUUGGAUGCAGUGUUGGUCCUUUAAACUACAUGGGAAAUAACCAUACCAGUGCGAUGGAGCAGCCAACUAAAAGAGCCAGGGAAGCAGAAUCUAUUUCCAGACAGCAAAAGCAUCUUGUGUCUCCAAAUAAUAACUUCUCUCAAGAUAAAGCCGGUCAGUCUGGAAGCAUUCUGAAUCCUAACCCUGUAUCAACUGGGCUGAAACUUGCAUAUGAGGAGGACGAACAUAACUCAUCUGUAACUUCUGCAAGUGAAAGUAUGACAGCUGCCCUCCCUGCUAUUUUGUCCCUCAGCGAUAAUCUGAAGUUAGAGAUCGAUCGGCAGAAUGAAGAAUUUGAUUGUUAUAUCAGACUUCAGGAAGAAAACAUCCUCAAGGAUGUGAGGGAACUGAAGCAAAGACACACGGUUUCUUUUCUGAGUGCCAUAGAAAAGGUCGUUGAUAGGAAGUUGCAUGAAAAAGAGCUUGAAAUAGAGAAUAUGAACCGCAAGAACAAGGAAUUAAUGGAGAGAAUAAAGCAGAUUGCUACGGAAGUUCAAUCCUGGCACUAUAGAGCAAAGUACAAUGAGUCUGUAGUCAAUGUCUUGAAGAGCAAUUUGCAGCGAGUCAUGGCUCAAGGUGCCAUACAUGGGAAGGAAGGAUGUGGGGACAGUGAGGUAGAUGAUGCAGCCUCUUAUGCUAAUGUGGAUCACCAAGGCAUUAUAGAUGGUUCUGGCAAUUCUGUCUUCAUGAAGAAACAAAUGAAUUGCAGGGCUUGUAAAGUUAAAGAAGUCUGUGUCUUGUUGAUACCUUGUAGGCAUCUGUGUCUCUGUAAGGAUUGUGAAGGGUUUAUUGACAUAUGCCCUGUCUGCCAGGUAGUGAAGACUGCAAGUGCUCAAGUAUACAUGUCUUAAAAGUGUAAUGGUAUCAAGCCAUAUAUCUAUAUCUGCACACUUGUAUU